Odontomachus brunneus is the source of this 19542-nucleotide messenger RNA. It is a transcript of the gene Pdp1, whose product is annotated as thyrotroph embryonic factor. Gene Ontology annotation, cellular component: nucleus. The record is from RefSeq and is a predicted model, not a curated record. Gene Ontology annotation, biological process: regulation of transcription by RNA polymerase II. The transcript is spliced from 7 exons. Gene Ontology annotation, molecular function: DNA-binding transcription factor activity, RNA polymerase II-specific; RNA polymerase II cis-regulatory region sequence-specific DNA binding. Bases 14829 to 15908 code for a protein of 359 amino acids. NCBI's taxonomy places the organism in Eukaryota, Metazoa, Arthropoda, Insecta, Hymenoptera, Formicidae.
UAAAUUUUAAAUCUUAAGCCAGAAAAAGACGAAGAACAAGAAACAGGAAACAAAGAGCACGUUGUAGAUCAGGCUUAAAUCGAACUUUCGCGCCCACGAGGAUCUCGCGCGCAUCCUUUCGCGACCGCGGAACUUGCGUACGGAUAAUCAGUCAGAUAGAAGUUGUGUCGGUCUUCUACACGGAGGAAGUGCGAUAACAAAAAGACACGCAGUUCGCGUUUUAUCACGCAAAUCGACGGCGCUUAUCGCCUUAUCGCCCGGCGGUGUAACAGCUAUGAGAACUGAUAGAUGGUACGCUUUAUUAGACUUAUUUAUAUUGCGAGCACAUUCACGAUUGUGCGCGCAGACCUGUCCGGGACGAUCGACCGGUUUUUUAAGUAUUUUCAAUGAGAUUAAGGCGGAAUGAUUUAUCGUUGUAUGUUAUUAGCGAUCAAGAGGACUGGAUAUGUGUCGAGCACGUGUUUACUUUACCGACAUUUGCAGUGCUAUUUGUACAGAGUGUGUCUCGGAAACCUGUCGAUCUACCGUGUUUUCUCUGCCCACAGAUUUUUCGGCGAAGUCGAAGACGAUGAUUUUUCUCGGUACGAGCUUGAUGCGGAAAUCAAAUUUCUUCCCAGCCGCUUACUUGUCUCCGACACAGUUGAAUUACGCAGUUCUGAUUAUUGAAUUUUCAUCGGAGACUUGAUCGCGCAAAAUUAUUGGAACUGUGUCUCCGAUUAAAAUCCUCUCAGGCCCGUAUAAAUAGUCGUUACUUGAGGCCAGUGAUUAGUCAAGUAAAAUUUGGAUAGUCUAAAAUAUCGCCAAGUCGGUUAUCAAAGUCAACCAAUCGUCAUUUAUGUGAUCACGAAUAAUUUAUUCGACUGGUUAUUAAUCGGUUAUCAACAUAGAUUAUUAAUCAAGUUAUAUAAAAUCAACUAGUUAGGAUAUAAUCAAUCAAAGCUUGAUUAACAAUUAAUUUCACCAAUCGAUUAAAUUAUUCGAGGUUGCAUUUAUGACGAUUAAUUUAUUUUUUACUUUUAACCACAAUCAAAUCACAAUCAAACCACAAUCAAAUCACAAUUUUAAUCAAUUAACGCAUGACACUGCUUGAAACUUGUCUCAAGUGAGAUACUCAGAUCCGAAAUUUGAAUGAGAUGCGGAUUUUUCGCGUAUAUAAAAUAUGUGUCAUUGCACAUUUUCAAUCGCGCGAUUUAACUAAUACUAUACUAUACUCGUGCCUGAUUCCAAAUUCAAAUUUUUCUGGAGACAAGUUUGAAGUAAUGAUUCGUUUUGACAAUCUCUUACAUCGAAAUAAAACUAUUACCGAAUGUGAAACUUAUUUCGCAAGAUUCUUCGAUCCUCCGCAACCGCAAAACUGUUGCCACUUCGGUGCUGCUCUCUUAUCGCGAGGACGAAGCCGAUACAAUACUUGUUCCAAGAAUAAAAGGAAAAUGGGACGAAGCUCGGUGUAUGUGUGUGUGUGUAUGUGUGCGUGUCUCACACGUGCUCUCGCACAUAUUUAUCUUCCACAUAGUUUCUGUGGUUUUACGGAGUAACGCGAAGCGGAAGGCGACCCGAGAUGAAGAGAUCCUUCGGCAAAUGCCGUUAGCUCGGGUGCCUGCAGAGUGCAGCACGGAUCGCGCAUAGACUCUGCUGGCAUCUGGUACUGCUUCGAGGGAAUCGCGGUUCUGCCAAAAGCCUGUCAUUGAUACACGGCCGCAACGAUAACGCAGGGACCGCCAAUACCUGAGCGCGAUAGCUCGCCGUCGCGCGGCCACGACACGCUCUCUCCCACAUCUAUCGAUAAUAAUUAUUCAUCUAUCGAUAAUAAUUAUUCGCUAUUUAUAUACAGACUUGUCUGAAAGAAUGAGAGGAAAAAAGGCAACACGAAAUGUUGUUCUCUCGCGAAUACUCUCUGACAGGAGCGACAAGUACUUAUCGCGACGACAAAGGGAAACGAGAGAACGCAAGAAACGCGCAAGAAGUUACUUGAUAAAUUUUCACGACGGGACACGCACACACGUGGCCGCGAAGCGUUCACCCGCACGUGCAAGGGCACCGGACACGAUCGCACACACGAGCGUCCCCGGACGAUCGAUGUGUCCGCGCGCUGUCACACGCGAUAAGUGCACACACGGACGCACGUGUUCCCGUGCAAAUGAUGAUUACUACCGGUGCGCCAAUGCUGUGUGCUCGAUAGCGACGAAUGGCUUCGAUCAAAUUCGCCGCGUACUCGUGCAACGUGCGUGUAAUGCCUUGACCACGUACUUAAAGGGUCACGUCACUCUGAGGCGCUAAAAAGAAAUGUUACUAAUUUUUCUUCGGUGCAACUAUAUAUAAAUUAUGAAUGAUUUUCUUUGCUCACAAUGUUUAGUGCAUGGUUCGAUGAAAAUUUUGGUGAAAAUGAUUUCAAGAGAUAUCAAAAGAUAGCCGAGGAUGCUCCGCGAAGUUUCUUUGCUGAAACGCGCGCUGAUGUCUCGAAAACUGAUUAUCCGACUGACUUCUAAUUUGGCACGGAUAUUUUUAACAAGAUUAUCUGGGAUGCAACGUAAGGAUUUUGAGAAAAAUAGAAGGUUGUGGAAAUUACAGCAAAUUGGAGGUAAAAAUUUAAUUUUAAAUAUUUAUUAUAAAAAAUGGUGUAUAUAAAAAAAAAACAACGUUGUAACCUAAAUAAUCUUGUUAAGAAUAUGUGCCAAAUUUAGAGGUAAGUUGGACUAUUGCUUUUCGAGAUAUCGUAUGCACCAUCAGUGCGCGUUGCAGCAAAGGAACUUCUUGGGGCAUCUUAUAAGUCGAUAAUAUUUCAAUAUUUUUUAAAAUUAUUUUCACAAAGUUUUCAUCAAACUAUAUACUAAACAUUGUAAAUAAAGAAAACUGUUCAUACUUUUUAGUUGCGUCGAAAAAAAUUAAUAAUUUCUUCAGAAACGUCUCAGGGUGGAAGGAUCCCUUGAGGGGAAGCCAUACUUGAAAACUUUAUUGACAGAAUACUGACUUUUUUCUGCAAAGUUUAUAUUGCAUUGGUUGCACAGAAUUACAAACACUUUUAUUGAAAGUACGUGCAAUAAUGAAUUGGAGCUUGAGGCGUGACGAAAACGAUAAAAAAUUUUAAAACUUACAUCUGGAGCUGUCAGAUGACGUAAACAAACGUUUGUGUUUUUCUUUAUAUUUGCAAUAAAAGGAAAUGUUCAAGCGAAUAUUUGCGAUCAUUUCUGUGCGCAAUUCGAUUCUACAGACUUGAAAUUGAAAGUGUAUUUAUUAUUUUUCAUAUAAUUUUAUUAGCGCUUCUAUAAGAUGUAAAUAAGCGUGGACUAAAACGCGACCAGUUUUAAGUGCCCAAAACAUGUGAGAGUUAAAGACCAGAACGAGAAGAACAUCCAGGCUCGGGUACACGUCUAUGCAUUGGCACUUUUACUUUAAAUCCAAAUUUUAUCGUGAUACCCAAAAUUCAGACCGACGAGAUCUCGAUGCGUCGAUAAGUGUGUCGAGUGUGCACCGACAGUCGUCAUAGACCGGCGAAUCCCGUGUUCUUCGAGCAGCACGUGGAAUGGUAAUCGACACGAGCGUUCAUAAGCAUUACCGUUCGAGCGGAACCGUUCGCGCAGAAGACUGGAUUUUCGAAAAAGACACGGGAGUGACGGGAAUCUUAACGCGAAGUGGAGAAUAAUUUUAUCAUGACGCACACACGUAUACACAUACACCUACACACACACACACACACACACGCCCGUCACGCGCACGCACACGUAUAUGUGCACGCGCGCGCUAUUAAUGUGCGUCCAUUGUUAGCAUUUUCGACCUUGCAGCACGCGAGAAUGUACACGGGGAACAACGGGACGGUCAAGGAGAGCCUAGCGAAUAAUCAGCCGCGCGGGGGAAAAAUGAUUGCACUGCCUAUGAAUGAAAAGAAGGAAGCCAUGAAUUUCUGAUUACCGUGCAGUUUGUAAACAGUGUUUCGCAGCGGAGAUCACGAAUAACGACGCGUCCGCUGUGGACAGGCGGAGGAACCUUACCAUAAUCGUCCCGUCACUUCCUGAUGGCGUAUGCCGACAACUUUUAUGAGAACGUCGCGCCGGUGGCGGGCUCUCUCUCUCUCUCUUUCUCGAGGAGGCUGAGAAAAAUCGCAUUUGCAGAAUCGCGCGAUAAGCCGGACGUUUAUCGUCCGACGUCCGGCGGUUGAAGGAUACAACAGCGUUGACCUCGCGUUUCCCGAAUAAUCGUGUCAAGCUACGAUCGUCGUGACGUUAAACGUCCGAUGAUUAGGGGAGAGCGGAUUAAGUUGGCCCAAGGAUUACGUUGGCUGUACGUUUCGUUGAUACAUUCACUUUUCGCGAGAGACAGUGAAAAAGGAAUUGCGGAAUGUUUCUUUCGGAACAUAGAAAAAGUACUUAUAUUCCGAAAAGAACACUUCGCGAUUUCUUCUUCACUGUUUGUUUUACAGACACAUAUGCAAAACGCGUGGCCGACCCUUCGGGCCAAUCUGAUUCGGUCUUCUCUAAUACAAAAUCUAACGUCAGUAAGGUCUAUCUUGCUAAGGCACACAGUGAAUUUUUUAAUAACACAUUUCGGCUUUUAAAAUAUCGCACUGUUGUUUCAAAAGCGAUACACUCGAGAAAUGUAAUUUUCGAGUUGUCAACAUGAAGUUAGGGUAAACAUAUCAGGGCAACGAACCGAAAGUGACAAAAAUGAAGUUUGAUCAUAUUUCUAAGAGUAUAUUCCUUUUGCCGAUAUUGUUCGAUUAGUCGAUAAUUUUCUGUCAAGUUGAAGAAUAGUUGUUCCCUUUUCUCCUGGGAAACUUAAUUGUUCGACUUGCAUCACUUUCGAAGCAAGAGUGCAAUAUAAAUAGCACAUAUGAAAUGAAAGGACAAUACGUUACUGCAGAAUAUCGAUCUACUACUUGGAGAUUUCACGAAACUCCACAGUGAUCUCUUACUAUAAAAUUCUCUCAGUAUAUCAAUGCGGACCAAGGAGAGACGCGGAAAGAUUCCCAGCGCGAGACGAGCGCGUCGGAGCGCCGACGACGACGUCUUCGUUCGCGGGCGUUAUUGUUCGCGAGGAGGAGCGAACUUUCUCUCUGUUUUCUGAAAUUCAGAGAAUCCCCGGGGUGCGUUGCCCCGGAGACGGUUAUUAAGAACGACGCGCGAGUAAGGCGAGUGAGCGUGCGAGGAUUCAGAGCGUAAUCCUCGCGCGCCUCUUACGAAGUUAUUAUUGCUGCGAGGAUGAAUCUGUAAUAUCGAAGCGAGCCGACUCGACUCGGCGCGACUCGACGCGGCACGGCCGAGCGAAAGUGCCUCGGCCGCAUAAAUGUCGGGCCGACUCCGGGCACCGAGAAGGUGGCUUUAACGAAUGUGGAGAGAUCGGUGAACCGGAAGCGAAAGGCGCGCAGCUUCAUGAUUCGUUUGGUACGACGUGUACGCGCGGGAUCGUCCGUCUCUCCCGUCUUUAACGCUUCGCGGAACUAGAAAUCCGUUUUUCACGCUCAAAUCGCCGCCGCCAACGACUUUGUUCAUGCGUUUCUGUACGCGCGACGCGCGCGCGAAUUUUCCCUUUUUGCUCGCGGCGAAAGAGUGGCGACGGUCCGUAGAAUGCGAAGUAGAUUCGCAUAGAACGCGAACGGACGAGGCAUCAUUCGUCCGUCUUUGGGAACGCGAGGAGCGUUCUGCUGAACAAUCUGGUCAUGAUGAUAAUCAACCCUUUGAGUUCCAAGGGCCCAACUUGGCUUUGAAGAUUUCAGCAUUCUGCUCCGCCAACUCGGGAUUGAUAGUAAUAAUAAAAGUCCACUACAUUUCAUUCGUUAUAAACACGGAGCCGAGAUAACGUGCAAAUUGCGAAACUUACUGAAUGUGCAAUGAAAUAAGAAAUGAAAGGUGUUCAAAAGCAAACUUGUUUUUCUAAGAAUUAUCCCAAUUUCUUCAGUCGUUAUUCCGACAUCCCUUAGUAGAAAACUUCCGAAAAAAGUAAUGCGCCGGAAUUAUUCUAACACGCAUGUGGAAUAGCGGAACCCUUGCGCGAAGAGAAUAUUAUAAUAAAAAUUAUGAUUAAAUUUUUAUAAUUAUACAGAAUUAUACGGAAUUUGUAUGCAUUUGUUUAAAAAUGUUAGGCGCAUUUCCAAUUAAUGGAGAACAUUUCUAGGAUCUUUUAUAAACAGAAAAUAACAAAUAUUUGUCUACCACGUCUAGGAAAGUUAUGAAGAUUGGGAUUUAUAAUAGAUUGUUAAAAUAGUUAUGAAUUAUGAAAUAUUUUUAAGUUUUGUAUUCUUAAUGUCUUUAAAAUAUUAUCAAUUGCACAUGUAUAUUUUGAGAGGUGAUUCACAAAUGUAGAGAAAUUUAUUUCUUUUAUUUUUAUAUACACCUAAUAUAUGAAUCUGGUGGACAAAUAUGUGUUAUCUUCCGUUUCUAGAAGUUUCCAGAAACAGUUUCCAAUAAUUAUUUAAGAUUCCGCCAAUAAAUCGAAAAUGGUCUAUUUUUAACAUCUUACUUUGCUAUUUUUGUAAUAAGUUGUUCAAUUUCAAUAUAUAGUCAAACUUUACAAAAAAAACUGUAAAAUAAAAUAUAAUUUUUAUGUGAAUUUUACUACAAUAUUUAGAAGUCACCCUUCCGUAUCUCAAGAAUUUAUUUCAAAAAAUUACGUGCUUACUGUUGAUAAAUCGAUACUUAUCAUUUUAAUUUCUUUUCAAUCUUCUUUUCAUUUUCUUUCUGAGAUUUUUAUUCUAGUUUCUUUCCCGACUCAAUUCCUUUUUUUGGCAUUUAUAAGUAAGCAACCAACGUGCAAAGAUCGCGGAAAAAUCUGCAAAGGAUAGCUCGAGUUGAUUCGACUGCGAUUUCCAUGCGAUUUCCCGCGUGUACCGUUUCUCGAACGUCGGGGUGAUUAAUUGGAGUAAUCUCACCGUGUGCGCGUAAUUUCUCAGCAUUUCCAUCGGUUAGCGUUGGCACUCAUCACGAGAAAUAAUGGCCUCCACGUGUCGAUUAAAAGUUAAUUGCUACGUUACGCUCGCGGUAUCGCGCGACCUUCGGCACUGUCGAGAGCCGGACGCGGAUGUUUCCAGGUAGGGGCUCGCUGGCGAAUCGCCGCGCGGAGGAGCGCGUCUUCGCGUGCGUGUGCUCGCGAUUUCCGCACGCGCAAAGACGGGGCGAGAUCGGGCAACGACGGAGACGCGUGAUUCCGGGAGCCGGUAAAAAUUGGAAACGCGAUAUAAAUGGAACGUGACCUCCAAGUACCGUAUAACUCGGAAAUAGCCGGGAUGCUUUCCGAAGACUCGCUGUCGGAAACGGGCGCCCACGUGCGCUCUCGUUCGAUGCAGCGGCGAUUCACGUGGCGCAACACGUGAGCAGGCAGCAGGAGCAGCAGCAGCAGCAGCAGCGGUGGCGGCAGCAGCCACCACGACGCGGGAGUUCCCGUGACGAGGGUAGCUUCGCGGUUGACGAUAGCGCUGGUGGGGCUUGUUAAAUGCGAAGCGAAAGAGAGGGUGCUCUCGCUGCCGCUCGCGUUGCCGUCGUCGCCUCUCAGCGAGUGCUUUGCGCAAUUAUUACAGCUUUAUUACAGCCAGAAUAGAGAGAAGAAGAUAAGGGAGACGGAGGAGGAAGAGACGGGGAUGUUCGAGCGCGUCGCGUUUCCAGGUUCGAUCGCCCCGGCGAAAAUUAUUAUGCGCAGCGCGUUAUCGAUCAGCCGGCCGCCGAAUGCGAAGGUCAGCCACGUUCCCGAGCGAAUUAGGUCUCCGAGGACCGGCUCGAUCAACGUCAGUCGACUCUAACAAGUAAUCUUCACCGAAUGACACACGCCGAUCUUACCUUCUGUAGUUUGAUACAGUACCGCGAAAAAUGAUUAUUUACGCAAAGAAAAUGAAGUAAACAUCAAUUUCAUCGCUUAUAAUAUACUACUACAUCAAUUCAUAUUUUAACGAUACUAUAAAAUAUUUCACAAACUACACAUAUUAGAAAAAAAUGUCAACAUCUUGAAAGAAAAAUUCAGGCAAAAAUUUCUUGAGAAGUAUAUAAGAUGAUGGCUUAUAUUUGACUAUGAGACCUCCUAUCAGAGUCUUUUCAAAGUUGAGAGUCUCGCGGUCAUCAUCUUACAUACCCAUUACAACCAAAAAACUUUUGUCUGAACAUUUUUUCAACAAUUUGUUGAACAAUGUUUAUUUGUAAAAUAUUUUAUAGCGUCAUUGAAAUGGGACAUCUUGUACAAGCGCUGAAAUAGAUAUUGGGCUAAUGUUUUUUACAUAAAUAAUUAUCUUUUAGUAUUUUUUUUUCUUUCUUUAGGUCAAUGUCAAAUGUGAUAAUAAGAAAUGUAAUAAGUGAAUAAACAAUGUAGGAAUUCUAUGAUUUAAUCAAUCUUCAGUCGCAAUUAUUCGCUCCCGUGAUAAUUUGCAGGCGGAAUAAAUGAAUAUAUAAUAAUGAUAAUGUCAACUUUUAUGCGAUCGAUGCAUAGGCGAUGAUUUUUUACUUAAAAGAAAUAAAAAAAAAUAUACGGCAAGGCAUUAGCAAGAAUGCUGUCCCAAUUUGGUUAAUAUAAAAGUAACAAAAUAAAGAUGCAAAAAUCAAAAUUGAAGAUGAAAUUAAGUCUGACAAGAGUAAUAUAAAAAAUAAAUCGCCUUUCAAAGUCUCAAAGGCUCUAAAAAAUAUGAAAUAAUGUUGAUUCGAUAUUUCUAUAUGCCUAUAAUCCUCUUCUAAUACUCUAAUGACACCGCAAAUCGGCACGAAAACAUGACUGAUUGAAUAAAUAAUCAUACUCUUUUUUUAUCAUUAAUUUUUUUACGUUUAUAAUUAAUUGUCUACCUAAUUUGUUUUCUUUUCGCGACAGCUUCUAAUAUCGUUAUAAUAUUAAGAUAGAGGAUCAAAGGUACAUAAAGAUAUCAAGUCAAAACAAUUUCACACAUUUUAGAACUCUUGGGCUCUUUGAACUCUUAUUUUUGUUAAAGUGUUUCUUAUUUCGUACUUCUUAAUUAUUUAUUCUCUAAAUUUCCUUUUGAAGUCGAAUAAAAAAAAGUUCUUUUUUUAAGUUCACUAGAAACAAGAAAGUUUUGUACUUCCAGAUAUUUCCGGAUUUUCAAGAAAGUAAUACAGUUAUCCGGUCUCCAAAGAUUCCCUGAACAAACUCCAGUAAUGACACUAAGCUGAAGAGCAAAUAGAUAACAUACUAAACAAUUUUACAAAAAGUUUUGUCUCAAUAUCUCCAACGGUUCCCGAGUUAUAAGAGGGAACAUACACACAGGACAAACUGAGAACCUCUUUUCUUUAAAAUCGAUCUCAAACAAAAUAAUUCAGAGUGCAAAGAGUACCUUAAUAACCGUUACAGUGAAUGCAUUAUAGUGACGCAAGGAAAUCCGAAAAUAUCUGUUUGCAUGAUGCAAAAGGGAUGCAAAGUCACGGUUAAAAUUGUGAUCUGCGAAUCUUUCUCGAUUCCUUCGCUCAUCUAGACGGCACGUCGCGACCGCAUGGUGGAGUCCUUCUCGCGGCGAUAAUUGCGAUAAAAGCGACGAAAGAGGCCGCGCUAGGAUUAUCUCAUGCGUGGCGGCCGGACAAUUUAUAUUUUAAUCGUUCUGCCGCGCGCGCGACGAGCAGCUUUUAUCUGUCGCAUGGCAGGCGAUGGCCCGUCCGACCCAUCUGCCUCAAUCAUCGAUCGGAGGAGAAACAAACGCGGCAUCACGCACGACAGAGUCGGUCCGAUCUCCAGCUUUCUCUCUUUCUCCCUCUCUCUCUCUCUCUCUCUCUCUCUCUUUCUCUCUCUCUCUCUCAACAUACAUACACACAGCGUCGGCUGUCUACCGGAAUACGCGCGGUCGUCGCUCGGCCGGAAAAUACAAAGGGAUGUGCGCACGACGUCCGCAGGUCGUGCUGCUGCUGCUGCUGCUGUUGCUGGCUGCUGCACUUGAUGGACCGAGUCGGUCAUGAGCGAGGAGAAGAACUCGCGCAAGGUAAAGCUGCCCGACGGUACGGACAGCUCAUAAUAAACACCCCGCGGACGAGACUCUUGCACCCUCCUCCGAUUUAACGCUGAAUUCGAUUCUCACGUCUCGGUGUAACGUUGCGCACGCGAUCUCGACACGAAAUGCGAACCGAUAUCGACCGCGUGGAUACGCGAAAUGCGAAGAGCUGUCGACCGAUUUCCCUGUACGGGAAAGAAAGUCUUGGUUGGAUUAACCAAAUGUGUCCGGUGAAAUACGAACGGGCUGGAAUUCCGGUUGAAGUUAACAGGAUUGUGUUCAAGUUAACAAGAUUUCUGGCUUUCUGGUAAUUUAAAUAGAAUUGGUAUCUUCACAACUUUUUGGUCCGUUUACAUUUCACCGGAAAUGAUGUUGGUCAAACUAAACGUCUUUUCCGUGCACAUCGUGAAAAUUUCACGUAAUUUUCAGGCAAGAUUUAAGGCAAGUUCCCUUGACUUUUCUUUCUUCUCUUUUCUUAAUCUCACACUAUCAAUGUUAGUUAUUUAAAUUCACAUUUGGAGUAAUAAUUUAAUAAAACAAAAAUGGUAUCGCUUUAUUUUUCUGCUGUAAAAAGCAUAUUAAAAACGUCCAGAUAGGUUACAAGUAAAAAAGCAAUUAACGAAGUCAAAAUAACUCUACACAUUAACGAUAAUGGAACAAUUAUUACUAUUAGCAUGAGAUAGUCUAGAAUUAACUUUUCGAAUGCUAUGGAUAUAUGCAUGGAAAAAAAUUUAAUCAGAUUAACUAAAUAUUUAGUGAAGUAUAAACGAACUAAAAAAAAAUCCGGCUAAUUUCUCUCUUCCAAUUUUAAUAUUCUGGUUUAUUCAUGUUUCACCUGACAUUUAGUUAAUCCAACCAAACUAUUUUGUGCCUGAUAUUUUUUAGCAACGGUAAUAAAUGAAAUUUUAUUUGUCAUCGGUCUAUUGUUCUCGAUUUAUCAAGAAAUGAGUUCUUUUAUCGAUUAAAAAUAUUUCGUCUUCAGCUCCGAAGUGCUCUCAUAGGAUUCAAAGGACUAACGUCGACUUUCAAAUAUUUAUCUGUUGCUUCGAUUAGGAUCUCAUGUAAAGGUCGUUUCAAGUGAGCGGCAAAACAAUGCGAUUCGGUUCGCGCGAUGCAGAUGCACGCGAUGUCGAGUCGAAAGAACGAGACGAGAGAGGUGAGAGAUCGUCGGACGGGAGAAAUUCCGGUGAGACCGGGCGACGUAUGGACGAACGUGCGGGGAGUACGUUGACCUGGAAUGACCUGACCUGCGACAACCCAACGUGUCCGACGAUAAACUGUCGUAUAUCAAAGUAAUCUCAUGCGCGGAUCAUCGGGUCCGGUGUAUGGCUACGUUACGCAGCGCCGCGCACCACUUUUACGUAAAUGGAAGCACGCGCCUCGCCUGCAUGUACCGCGUCUAAGUAAUUCGAUGACGCUAUCUGUCUGUUCACCUCACUCUUCGACACAUCGAUUCUAUCGGUAAUGGCGCGUUUGCCGGCCGGUCGCGCUCUUAUUUCAUCAUUCGCGAAUUUCUUUUUCGAAAAUCUCGACUUCGACGCCAUCACACUGUCCAAGAGAGUCGACCUCUCUCCGGAUUUAUUGACACACACGUUUGCAUGUGUCCAAUUUUGGUUAAUUAAAAAAUUAAACAUUCACCACAAAAUCUCGUGAAAAAAGGAAGAUCUUGUCGCAUGAUUGACAGAUGUUCCAUUUACGUAUCUUUAAAAUUAAAUCGUUUGCUUCUAAAGUGCGAGAAUAUGGUCAAUAAGAGCGAAUGUUAGUGCGAAUAAUUCAAACUCUGGGAGGACUAACUCCAGUAUUCAAUAGUCUUAAUUAUUAAUUGCACAUUUAUUUUUCGAUUUUUUAAAUAUUUUAAUAAAUCCGUCCCUGCAUUGAGAGGAAAAAAUUGUCGUUCUAAUUAAAAAUUAUUUUUCGCCCCGACCACAUUUUUUAAUUGUUCUAACACGAAAAUAGCAGUACAUGUACAUAAGGUUAUCACUAACGUUACAGGAAUUAAAUUAAAAAAAAAUAGUUUUCUCCACAGUAAUUUAUAGUAAUUAUUUCUUUAUAUGAUUAUAAUUACAAAUACCAAACAUUUUUUCUCGGUGUAAAGAGAUCAGAUGGUGGAUUUAGAGACUCUUGUCGUCUUUUCUUUCGUGCUCAACUAUUCGAUAAAAACUCUCAAUUCGUGUAGAAAAAAAGAUUUGCUAAUUUAACAAAAGACCAAUGCUCAAAAUGUAACAAACGGUUUGUUGAUAUGAGACAGCAAAUGAUGAUGGGAACAAAUGAUUUGUUACUUUCAAUUGCGGCUUUAAGCCACACUUCUAUAAUAGAGACAUAACUGAUCUAAUCUAACCUAAAUAGACGAGAACAAAUGCGAUUUAUAUCUCAGGCAAUAGCUGCGUUCAGCAGAGAAAGUUGCUUUGCAACUGUUGUAAAAUUCGUGAACCUUACUAGUAUACGCUCUUAAUCUUGGCUGCAUCUAGUAGCAUAUAUCAAUCAAAUAAAAAAAUUUAUAAAUUUUACAAUAGCUGUAAAGCAGCUUUCUCUGCUGAACUCAGCUAAAGUAUGUUUGUUGAAGUGACAAAUGAUGAGAAAUGAUUCGCAACGGUGACUGUUCGGCCUGUCUCCCUAGCGAUCGUCAAACAGCGAAGGCGAGCUUUUGUUCCGAUAACUAAGGGAUUUUUCUCAAUGUAAGAAUACGGGCGAUCAUCAUAUUCGUUUGUUUCUCACUCGGAUCGUAACGAUCCCGCGACGAAAGAGGACGGCAGAAGCUCUUAUUCCGGUGCUGCCAUACCUCGCCGUCGACUUGGAAUUAACCGGAGCGCUUUCCCAGAAAUACCCGGGCGAACACGUGACCGGGAAACGUGCCUGCCGGUGCACGUGGAGCACAGGUACAUCCCCCGACUAUCGGCCGCCACGACGCGCCUCGUGCCUUCAACCCUCUUUCGUUCUCGGCGGAGAAGAGGCUUCCGCUCCUCUCAGUCAACGCCGAGUCUCUUCUCGAGCCGCGUGCGUGCAUGCGUGAGAGUGCGCGAGUGCGCGUGUGUCUAUCUGUCUGCCUGUCCGUCGUCGCGAAAAUCGUUCGGACGUCAUCGCGCGAUGCACCGUGAGAGUUUCUGCGCCACGGGCCGGGCCGAGCGGACGUGCGCGUGAAUUCGCCGAUCCGCGCUAUGGAACCCAUAGUCGCGCUUCUUCCCCGGGAUCGCGAUUACGUUGCCGUCGGAUCGAUUCGGCGACGCGCGUGAUGGAUCCGCGCGAUCGCAUCAAGCCCGCCGGAUUGUUAUUCGCGUAGUAACACGCCGGGCGAGCCGCGGCUCGCGCGCCGAGAAACCGCGCGAGAUCGAUCGUGGCGGCCGGAGGCUUCCUUCCACUCUCGCGAGGAUAAUCGACAGUUACGGCGGAACGUAACGCUUGCUCCCUCAUGAUCGUGAUUUUCCGCGACCUGCUCAUUUUUAUCCCCGUAAUACAUCCGACUCGCCUCUUUUUUUCGUCGCGAGCGGCCACAUAUCGCUCGCCGAUGCGGAGAAGAAGGUUUUCUAGCUCCUGUGCCGGACUACCGCCGCGAACGGCGUUAUUUGCGCGCUCUUGGGUUCUCCUGCUCGUUACUUUUCACAUCGGAGCUUCGCGCGAGCUCGUCAACCGAUUUCCUUUCAAUUUCACGUUGCUGCGUUACUGUGACAAACACGGGAAGCGAUUGAGAAUCUUUCAUGACAAUAAACUGCAUCGACUUUCCGAUAUUUUUUUUUUCAUUGAUCUGAUCUCUCUUCUUCUUUGCAUAAUAUGAACCUCUCUAGUGGUAAUUUAAAAUCACUGCGCGGCUCACCCCAGAGAGAGAACUUUUCUCUUAAUAUCUAUAUAUAAUCCAUUAAUUUUUAUAAUAAUAUUUGAUAUUUUACCAUGAACAUUUUCCCUUAUAUUAAUUCUUUUUUGUAUUAAUUAUAUUAACCAAAUGUCACUAAAAAAGACAAUUUUUAAUUUAAGUUUUUCUAAGAUGUUAUAUUUACAAAUUAAUUUUAGCAAAAUAAAUUGAUUUGAAACCUGAGCUUUCUCGAGCUUUCUAUCCAUGACAGAAUCGCGACGAAAAAAUAUUGGCGCACCAAGUAGGUCUUAUGUAUGCCACGAGUGGCAUCAUGCAUCUACAAAGUUUUAUUUUUUCGGAUUUUCCGUGAUUCCGUGCAUAUUCAAUAAACAAAAUCCUAAAAGUAACUUUACUUUGUCUAUCGUUGUAUGUGGAGAAAUACGCUACAUUUAUACUUGCAAGAUCGAAUGAAUUACGGAGGAUAUAUUGAUAUAAUCAUUAACACGAGGAAUUAAGGAGGAAGCUUCUUUCAGCCCGUUAAUUUUUGUGCGUCGCCUGCAGAACUCACGAAUAUUUUAAUGUCAAUCCACGAAGUUAUGUGUGAAAAAUCGACAAAAAUGAAACACAUCUCCUAAUCCGUGACUGAUGAACUUUGAAAAAUUACAAGUGCAUCGCGGAAGGAAAAGCUGUAACUACGACCCAAAUUACAAAAGCCAUUCGUCGUUAAAUUUUCAGUAACCACACACAGAAAAAUAUCUGCUGCUAAGAAAAGCUUGUAUCGUGACGCGAUCGUGAAGCUAAUACAGAAUUGCGCAAGGAAGAAAAUCAUGAACGAUUAAAGACAAACAGUGCGAUUCAUACGAUCGAUGUAAAAGGACUGGUCCACGCUUGCCGUGAAUAAAAGUGAGCUAGAGACGUGCGUCAUCCUUCACUUCUAUCAAAGUUACAAUGAAAUGACAACAGGUGAUCGAGCGAAGAGCCGCGACCAGAUAUGGCGCCAACCCGUUCUUGAGUAACCCCGCGCUCAGGAAACUGUCAGCAAAUCGCGCAUCCCGCGAGAGGGGGAGAGAGAGAAACAGAGAGAGAGCGAAAGAGAGAGAGAAAAAGGAAGAAGCAACGAAACAAGAAGGCGCUCCGUCAAAUCUAGAAAUGGAUUCUUGCGGCUGGGGCGCCCGAAUGGCGAACGAAGAAGGGGCCGAGGAGAUGGCUGCGGACACGGCCACCUCUUGGCAGCAGCAGUGUUACACCUGGUGCGCGCCGUACUCGCAUCCGCAUCCACACCCCCACCAUCACCACCACCACCCGCAUCAUCCCCGUCAGUACCAGGGUAGCCAGUAUCAGCAGCUACCGGCCAGCGCCUCCGCCGUCAACGCUUCCACCCACUACUCGUCCUCCCAGCAGCAUCAUCUGCAGCUGCAGAGCAGCGCCCAGCUGCCGCCGUUGGACCAACAGCAGCAUCUUCACCCUGUGAGGGGGCAGGAGCCGCUCAGGAGAGCGGUUCCUUAUGACGGACCAGGGAAACAAGGAAAAGAUGGACCAGAGGAGAAGAAGGACGCUGACGGUGAACUCUGGGGCAACGUGGAAGCGCAGGCCGCCUUCCUCGGGCCCAAUUUGUGGGACAAAACUCUGCCCUACGAUGCCGACCUGAAGGUAUUGAAUCAUUACGUGGAUCUCGAUGAGUUUCUUUCCGAAAACGGCAUCCCCGUUGAUGGUGUGGCUGGCGGCGGACAGGGUGCCAUGCAGGGUAGCCAGCUGCAUAAAAUCAACAACACCGAGGCUCCCGGACACCAAGGGUCAGCGGGUCUCCACUUGGAACCGAUCACCAAGCGUGAAAGGUCACCCUCGCCGAGCGAAUGCUGCUCGCCAGAUCCCCUGAAUCCACCCUCACCCGCGGACUCCACGCUCUCGAUGGCCUCAUCGGGGCGAGAUUUCGAUCCACGUACUCGGGCCUUCUCCGACGAGGAGCUCAAACCACAGCCGAUGAUCAAGAAAUCACGGAAGCAGUUCGUUCCGGAUGACUUGAAGGAUGACAAAUACUGGGCGCGUCGUAGGAAGAACAACAUGGCAGCGAAACGAUCGCGAGACGCGCGUCGCAUGAAGGAGAACCAGAUAGCACUCAGGGCCGGCUUCCUCGAGAAAGAGAACAUGGGUUUGCGGCAGGAGUUAGAGCGGUUAAAAAACGAGAACAUGCUGCUGCGCGACAAGCUGAGCAAGUACACGGACGUCUAACACCCCACUGUUGACCAUCUCUACCUGCUUGAGCGACACACAGAGAGAGAGAGAGAGAGAGAGAGAGAGAGAGAGAGAGACGCGGACACGAGGGCGCAUCACACCAGCCACCCCCUCGCUUAUAGUCGCAGCGCAUAGUUGCUUCGCCUCUGCGGAGGAAGCGAAGAGGAAGGAGAGCAUGUCGACGAAAUACCAGCCACUCCCGACCCGACUGCCGCCGCCCUGAAGCCGACUUCCUCAGAAAUCUCUAGAAAUCCCUUCUCUCUCCACGUAUCUGCCUCACUCUCAGCAAACGCACACAUACACACAUCCUCUCAAUCACUCACUCACUCACGCACUCACUCUCUCUCUCUCUCUCUCUCUUUCUCUCACUAUCUAUCUAUCUUUCUCUCUCUCUCUCUCUUUCCCUUUCUUUCUCUCUCUAUCUCGAAUAAAAAUCUUCUUAAGUCCUCGCUCCUUGUCCCACUCUAGAAAACUCCUCCACUUGUAAAUAGUUAUAUGUAUAGUUAGAUUAUAUACACACAUAGAGAGACCUAUACACGCGCGUAUACGCGCGCGUGUGUAUAUAUGAAUAUAUAUACGCACGAAUAUAUAUAUUCGUAUAUGUAUAUAUAUGUACGAAGCAGAGAAGGAAGAAACACAUACAUAUAUAUGUAUGAACACAUAUACACACACAUAUAUAUAUAUACACACACGCAUGCAUACACAACAUACACGAGUAUCUGCGUUGAGGAAAGAGAUACGUUCGUUACGCGUAUACGAACGCGAAGCGCGCGUUCAGCGCUCGUCGAGACACGUCGAUUUUUACGCGAUCCAGUAAAGUCUUCCGCGGAUUCGCGCGUAUUCGUGCCGUGGUAUUCCGAAGAGAAAUCUCGGGCAAUCACGAGACGUUAGGGCGAAAAAUUCGCGAUGGUACUCUCUCUCUCUUUCUCUCUCUCUCUCUUUCUCCCUCCCCUCUCUCUCCACACACACUCUCUUUUUCACACACUGUCUCCUUCUCUCUCUCUUUCUCUCUCUCUCUGUCUAUCUCUAUCUCUCUGUUUCUUCCUUACUCGGAGAGAAGACGACGAAUCUCGACGACGCGCUGAGCACUGCCAUAUGUAAGGAAAAGUAAAAAAAACAGAGCUAUGGCUAGGUCGACAUGGAGCGGAGGCGAGCGAAGAUUGGGAGAACGACGCUUUUCCGCGUUAAAUAUCCUAGUUCUCCGAGAAUGCGUUAAUUACUGUAGCGUAUCCCACGUGGUGAUGGUACACAAGUGAUUCUAGUUGUUUUAAUCGUAAGAUAGAUGAUAUACGUGUUUCGUUUUCAUAGUUUCUUUUCACUCCUUCACUUUCUCUCUCUUUCUCUCUGUUCAUCUGUCUACCUACCUAUCGAUUUACCUUACCUGCCUAUCAUUUAUCUGUCUAUCUACUUAUCUAUCUAUCUACCUGUCCACCUAUCCAUGUCCAACUCUUUGCUAGCGCGUAGCGAAUCAAUCCGGCCACGUGAGGAGUGCACCUGGAGUGCGCGGGAGGCGUCGCGACGCGACUCUAUCCUCUUCCUCUUUCGUAACAUUAUCCGCUGGCCCGAGAAAGUCGGCGGCUUGGGGACAAGUGAUGGAUGUGGACGGGCCCGUCGAGACUCGCGCAGGCUGCGCGUGGCGAACGGAUUUCGGUGCAGGAUGCCCAUUUUGUUUGUAAAAUAUAUACUUUAAGUCAUCGAGUCAUCCUGAGGCACGAGCGGGACGCGGACAGAGCGGCAGCUCUCGUCUCGAGAUCGUUACGCGGGAUCGAUCGUCGCGAGACGAUGCAGGGUGUUGUCCGGCGAUCGAGUCGCGCGCAGCCACCGCCGGCUUGCAGAUGGGUGCGUGCAUCGUCCACGUCGAAUCGUAUGGCGUGAUAUCACACGAGCAUUCACGAUCGUGCUUAAAACGUAAGUCAACCGUUCGCGUGCACUGGCCCUCUUCUCUUCUCCCUCUCUCCCUUCUCAUUCUACACUUGCUCCUCCAUCGCUUUUCUCCCUCAUCCAACCAUUUAUUUCCUCCCUUAUCUCACUCCCUUCUUCCACUCCCCGUCCCUUCUCUUUUUAAGUUUUUAGAUGUUUAUUUGCCAUCGCCGCAAGGAAACGGCGAUGGCGACGGCGAUGGCGAUCGAAAGAGCAAAAGUGGAGCCGACGAGGAAAUGUGCUUUUUAUGAAGUAGCUUUUUACGAGAUAACGAGAAUCUAUAUUGUACAGACGAACGCGAGAUCGAGCGACGUCCGAUCGAGCGAUCCCCGCUCGUGGCAAAAUUUAGUGACAAUAAUCGAGAUACGAACGCGCUUCUUGUCGAGGGAGAAAGCGCGAACGAGUCAACCGGAAGGACGAGCGGGACUUGUGGCCCAAUCGCCGCGUCUCGAUCUCGAAGGGUGGCUACGCCGGGACAGAGGAUUUCGCUUCGACGUUCGUUCGUAUGCACCAGGGUUGGGCGUGCAAAUCGCCGCAGUCUGCGUCUACAUGUAGACAACGUGAACCUGUCAUCCACGCGAACAACGAGUAACCUAUGCGGAAAGAAAAGUUUGGCUGUAAUGAGGCGAACCCACGCGUUUAAAGGUUGAAAGGCACAGAAUUUUGAGUUUUCGUCAUACCCAGAUUUGCUUCUGAAAACCAGAAAUUUCGUUAUAUUUACACGACAAUUUUAUUAUAUAUAUAAAGAUUAAGUCGAAAUGUAAAAUCCCUUCUCAAUGGGUUUUUUGAGCGAGUCAUACAUUGUUCUUCAAACGACAUUCACACACAACGACAAAAGUUUCAUCGUAUCAUCAUGAAGCUUGGUUGCAGUGAAUCAACCAACGUAUUUUGAAGGCAACAGAAUUUCCGGUUCUUAGAACGAAACUUAAGACCAGAGAUUCUCCAACUAAAAUGCGUUGGUUCGUUUUAUUAAAACCAAAAACUUCACAAUAUUAAUGUGUUCUGCGCAUAGAUGUUUAAAAAACGUAUAAUUGCUCAAAAAUUCAUUGAGUUAAUUUUUUUAUUUAACGCUUAGAAUCCUGACACAAAUUUAUGAAUGUUGUUUCCAUUGGAGUUCAUAAAAUCUUCUGACAACAUUCUCAGUUUCAGAGUUAAAUCUACCAAUCCGCCGCAUAAGGAAACGAAAAUUUCACUUGUUAGCUCUUCUAAACAUUAAUAAUUAGUAAUAACGCUUAAUAAUUAGUACCUAAAAUAGAUAUCGCAACUGUCGCACAGUUUAAUUAAGCUUUUUCGUAUAUUUUAAUAUAAUUCGCAAUACUCUCUACAUAGUUCACAUUGUCUACAAAAAAAAAAGGCGUGUAUACAUCGCGUAGACGAUCACCUGAUGAACAGUCUUGUGUGCGUGGAAUCUUGGAAUCCGCGACCCAACCCUGGUAUAUAAUAAACACAUGUACCGGCGACACGUAAUUUUAAUAAUCUAGUUCUUUCUUUCGGCCGAAACGUGGCGCUCGAUGUGCGCGAACGCGACAGCGUUUUGUACAUACAUCGUUUUAUCGACGAGAAGAGUGAACAAAGAACAAAGACAAAAAAAAAGAAAAAUGAGAGAGAGAAACAUACACCGAGGAUCAAGCGAGAGACGAAGGUGCAGACGACAAAUUUGAAUUUGAGUUGAUGUGUUCGAUUGACACGGCGAGCUCGCUCAAAAAGAGAA